AUGACCAUCCCAGCUCCGCCUACAUCCAACCCCUUUUCGUCUCUGAUCGAGCAAGAAGUUGCGGUGGUGCCGCGCUUUACGUUUGAAUCCGGCGUCGAGCUCACCGAUAUCCCCGUCGCCUACAAGACGUGGGGCAAGCUCAAUGCCGCGGGCGACAACUGUCUUGUCAUCUGCCAUGCGCUCACGGGCAGCGCCGACAUGGAGGACUGGUGGGGACCCCUCCUUGGUCCCAACCGCGCGUUCGACCCAACGCGGUUCUUCAUCUUCUGUGGCAACGUUAUUGGCUCGCCCUAUGGAACGAUCUCGAGCGUCACCGCCAACCCGGCGACGGGCAAGCCAUACGGCCCCGAGAUGCCUGGAAGCAGUGUCAAGGACGAUGUUCGUCUCCAUUACUUGAUUCUGCGCCAGCUGGGUGUCAACAGCAUCGCCGCGGUCAUUGGCGGCUCGAUGGGCGGCAUGACCACGCUCGAGUACCCACUCAACACGCCUCCAGGGUUCGUCAAGGCGAUUGUGCCCCUUGCGACUUCGGCUCGCCACUCGGCGUGGUGUAUCUCGUGGGGCGAGGCCCAGCGCCAGUCCAUCUACUCGGACCCAGACUACCGCGACGGCUACUACUUUGAGCAGGAGCAAGGCGAGGUCGACCUGCACGCCCAGCCGACGCGCGGUCUCGCGGCGGCGCGCAUGGCGGCGCUGCUCACCUACCGCUCGCGCGACUCGUUCGAGUCGAGGUUUGGCCGCAAGACGGGUAUCUCGCGCGCGAGCAAGGUGCCUCCCCUCGGUGUCCGUGUCAUGGGCGGAUCCGAGACGACCAACCCCGCCGAGCCGUCUGAUGGCGAGUUGACCAGGUCGCCCGCAUGGCUCCAGCACAACGACGGCCACAGGUCGUUUGCCACCCUCCAAGGCAGCCGGGCCGGCACCCCGCCGAUCCCGUCUUCGCCCAGCUCCAACGGAAACAACGAGGCCAACGGCGCUGACGCCAACGGCACGGGAGAGACCAGCGCCAGCUCGGCCGCGGCCAACGGCUCGCCCAGCGGCUCGUCCAACGGCGGCACCAACAUCUCCCUCGGCGUCCCGCGCGGCAAGCUCGGCACGGGCGGCGACCGCAGCAACCAAAAAGUCUUCAACGCCCAGUCGUACCUCCGCUACCAGGGCGACAAGUUUACGGGCCGCUUUGACGCCAACUGCUACAUCCACAUUACGCGCAAGCUCGACACGCACGACCUGUCGCUCCCGUCCAAUUUCCCGGGCACGCCCUCGGCCGACCUGCCCGUGGUUCGGUCCGAGGACGACGAGGUGAUCGAGGAGGCGCUGCACCACGCGCUGUCGCUCCUCCCGCCUGCGCUGGUGAUCGGUAUCGAGAGCGACGGCCUGUUCCAGCCGUCCGAGCAGCGCGAGCUGGCCGCGUACAUUCCCGACGCCGAGCUCGUCAUCAUCCCCUCGCCCGACGGGCACGACGGCUUCCUCCUCGAGUUUGAGGCCAUCAACGGCUGGGUCGACGGCUGGCUGCGGCGCAAGAUGCCCAACUUUUACCAGGAGCGCGUCAUCUCCCUCGACGAGUGGAACAAGGACGAACAGGACGGGUUCGGCGUCAAGAAGGAGUCGGUGUUUGGCGAGGCAGAGGCCGACGUCACCCGCUGGUAA
Messenger RNA from Apiotrichum porosum, 1641 nucleotides. It is a transcript of the gene MET2, whose product is annotated as homoserine O- acetyltransferase. The coding region runs from base 1 to 1641 and encodes 546 amino acids. NCBI's taxonomy places the organism in Eukaryota, Fungi, Basidiomycota, Tremellomycetes, Trichosporonales, Trichosporonaceae. Gene Ontology annotation, biological process: L-homoserine metabolic process. The record is from RefSeq and is a predicted model, not a curated record. Gene Ontology annotation, molecular function: homoserine O-acetyltransferase activity. The transcript has 3 exons.